UCCACGCUGAAUUAGCUGUUGGGAGUUCCCAGCUCACUGGGCUCUUUCCUAGAGGGAGGCAGAGCUCCGGCUCAGCCCCGCGCGCCCCGCGGGACCCAGCAGCGCAGCGCGCAGCGCCCAGCGCCUGGCGCGGCCGGCGAUGCCUGAGAACGGCUCCUACACCAACUGCUGCGAAGGCGAAGGCGAAGGCGAAGGCGAAGGCGGCGGACCUGCCGUGCACCCCGGCUUGUCAGGGCUGGGCGGCACGCUGCCCUCCGGGACCCCUCGACCCCCCUGGGUAGCUCCCUCGCUGGCUGCCGUGCUCAUCGUCACCACCGCCGUGGACGUCGUGGGCAACCUCCUGGUCAUCCUCUCCGUGCUCACGAAUCGCAAGCUCCGGAACGCAGGUAACUUGUUCUUGGUGAGUCUGGCCUUGGCUGAUCUGGUGGUGGCCCUGUACCCCUACCCACUGAUCCUCCUGGCAAUCUUCUAUGACGGUUGGGUGCUGGGGGAAGCACACUGCAAAGCCAGUGCCUUUGUGAUGGGGUUGAGUGUCAUUGGCUCUGUCUUCAAUAUCACCGCUAUUGCCAUUAAUCGGUACUGCUGCAUCUGCCACAGUGUGGCCUAUCACCGACUCUGUAGACACUGGCACACCUCCAUCUAUAUCAGCCUCGUCUGGCUCCUAACCCUGGUGGCCUUAAUACCCAACUUCUUCAUGGGAUCUCUGGAAUAUGACCCACGCAUCUACUCCUGCACCUUCAUCCAGACAGUCAGCUCCCAGUACACAACAGCUGUGGUCAUCAUCCAUUUCCUCCUUCCCAUGACGGUAGUGAUCUUCUGUUACUUGCGAAUCUGGGUGUUGGUGCUUCAGGCCCGCAGGAAAGUCAAGUUGGAAAACAAGCUGCACGUCCGGCCCAGCAAUGUGCGCAGCUUUUUAACCAUGUUUGUGGUGUUUGUGAUCUUCGCCAUCUGCUGGGCCCCCCUCAACUGCAUUGGCUUUGCUGUGGCCAUAAACCCAGAGCAAAUAGCUCCCCAAAUCCCAGAGGGGCUCUUCGUCACUAGCUACUUCUUGGCUUAUUUCAAUAGCUGCCUUAAUGCUAUUGUCUAUGGGCUCCUGAACCAGAACUUCCGCAGGGAGUACAAGAGGAUCCUCUCCUCCCUCUGGAUGCCACAGAGAUGCUUUCAGCAGGAUUCCAAGGACAGCCAUGCAGAGAGGCUGCAGAGUCAAGCCCCACCCGUGACUAACGUCCUGCACCAUGCCCAGAGGGACUCGAGUCUGGUCUGAGGCACACUAGCUGGCCAAAAGCCCCAUGAAUGGUUGGGAAUGAAUCUGCUGCAAGGGUGAGAUCAGGCAGCCUGCUGCUCCACUCAUCCUGUUCAUAUCCACUGCCCACAACAUGUGGAAUCUGGUGUUACUGGCAAGGGUACCAUCAGACACUGGACCUGCCAAUCACUCCGGGAAGCGUCGACUGGGAGGUGUUGGAGCCUUGGCACACACAAUGCCAAGGAAGAAAAAGAAUGAGAACAGGCCUGGGGACAAAUUGCUCAAUGCCUUCCCAUGAGCUGCAGUCAUUCUCCUGCCUGGACCUCCUUCCUGCUGUCUCUCCUUCUCCUGAGGGAACCGUGAGAAUACCUCUUCCAGUUAGCUCGGAGGAGACGCAAGACAUGCGGGGCUGGAAUGUACCCAUCUGCGAGGCUGCCUGCAGGGGUCCUGGAAGAGGAGGUUUUUAGUGAAGAACCAGGAACCAAGAGAAUGCAGGACAGUGGGAAAAGCUCGAGACAUCAGAUGAUGUGUGUGCAUGGUGGAGUGGCCUCACACUACAGGCCCUGACUUUAAAUAAAGAUGAGUUUUCUGAAGCUGUGUGAGUACUCUGUUCAUCUUCUUCCUUGUGGACCUUGGACAGUUCUAGUGAAAGGUGCUACCUAGAUCCUAAGUCCCUAUUUCUGGGACCACCUUCAG
Cavia porcellus (domestic guinea pig) is the source of this 1939-nucleotide messenger RNA. It is a transcript of the gene Mtnr1b, whose product is annotated as melatonin receptor 1B. The transcript is spliced from 3 exons. Lineage: Eukaryota; Metazoa; Chordata; Mammalia; Rodentia; Caviidae. The coding region runs from base 140 to 1264 and encodes 374 amino acids. The record is from RefSeq and is a predicted model, not a curated record. Gene Ontology annotation, biological process: G protein-coupled receptor signaling pathway. Gene Ontology annotation, molecular function: melatonin receptor activity. Gene Ontology annotation, cellular component: plasma membrane.